CUCUCCUUCCUCCACACUCCCCAAACCAUCGCCAUCGCGCACCUCCCCCCACGCAUCUUGUUGCUUUCCUCCGGCCGCUCUUCCGUCUCUCCCCUGUGUUUCGGUAUCGCCAUGACGAACCACGCCGCCUUCACCGCCGACGACGCGGUCACCGCCGUUCCGCCGCCGGCGCAGGCGAGUCGCCAUUUCUCAUCGUUCCCGCCGCGGAGGGCGCGCGACUGCAGGAAUGCCGCCCUGGGCCGCAUGGACCUCGCCGCGUCGCUGCUGGACUGCCUGAAGGCCUCCUCGCCCCGCCAUGCCAAGUUCGCCGCCGCCGCCGACCAGGAGGACUGGAUGGAGAAGCACCCGUCCGCACUAGAGCGGUUCGAGGCCGUGCUGGCGGCGGCGAAGGGGAAGCAGAUCGUGAUGUUUCUGGACUACGACGGCACCUUGUCGCCGAUCGUGGAGGACCCCGACAGCGCCUUCAUGACCGAAGACAUGAGAGACGCGGUGAGGAGCGUGGCGCAGCAUUUCCCGACCGCCAUCGUCAGUGGGAGAGGCAGGGACAAGGUGUUUAACUUCGUGAAGCUAGAGGAGCUCUACUACGCUGGGAGCCACGGCAUGGACAUCAAGGGCCCCACCACAGUGUCCAACCACAAGGCAAAGGCUGACGAAGUUCUGUGCCAGCCGGCGACCGAGUUCCUGCCUGUCAUCCAGGAGGUGUAUGAGACGCUGACGGCCAAGAUGAAGUCCAUCCCGGGAGCCAUGGUGGAGGACAACAAGUUCUGCCUCUCCGUGCACUUCCGCUGCGUCGACGAGAAGGAAUGGGAUGCUCUAGGCGAGGAGGUGAGGUCGGUGUUGGAGGGCUACCCGGACCUCCGCCUCACCAAGGGGAGAAAGGUCCUGGAGAUCCGGCCCUCCAUCAAGUGGGACAAGGGCAAUGCCCUCGAGUUCUUGCUCGAGUCUCUCGGCUAUGCCGGGCGUGGCGAUGUUUUCCCAAUAUACAUCGGAGAUGACCGCACCGACGAGGACGCCUUCAAGGUGUUGCACAACAUGGGACAGGGCAUCGGGAUCCUCGUGACCAAGUUUCCAAAGGAGACCACUGCAUCCUACUCUCUGCGUGAGCCUGCAGAGGUGAAAGACUUCCUGCGUAAGCUGGUGAAGAGCAACGUGACAAAGGGCUAGUAUUUCAUCAUCAACCAUCUGAUACCUCGGAAUGGAGAGCAAGAUAUAUAAGCUAGAUCAAGUCUUAUAUCGUUUUGGACUUUGCGUUUUUGCUUGUUUUAACUAGUAGAAGAAUGCAUGCGUGCGCUGGGAUCGAUAUAUAAGAUCCAGAUCGAGCAGUUAAGCCAGUUACCCUAGGCCUUGGCUCUGAAGGUUUCUAUUACUGUAUCCUUCUAGCAAGGUGUUGUAAUUAGCCUUCCCUAGAUAUGACAGAAAUGGGAGUGACAAAGUAGCCCUCCCUUUUCUCACCCGCACUAGUGUAAAAGAAAUGUUGUUGUUUGCGUGCUCAUAAACUUGUGAUGUCAUUCAUGUGAUGAA
Lolium perenne is the source of this 1521-nucleotide messenger RNA. RefSeq names its product probable trehalose-phosphate phosphatase 3. Gene Ontology annotation, molecular function: trehalose-phosphatase activity. Gene Ontology annotation, biological process: trehalose biosynthetic process. Lineage: Eukaryota; Viridiplantae; Streptophyta; Magnoliopsida; Poales; Poaceae. The record is from RefSeq and is a predicted model, not a curated record.